AGCAACAAAAAAGCGUGUUGUAUGGAGCGAGCAGGAUGACCAAAUCCUGAUUGAGCUGUGGGCAGAACGUGCUGCUGAUUUGCGUCGAGCCAAACGAAAUGGGCAUAUUUAUGCUGAUAUUUCUGUGCAAAUGGCCGGGAAAUUCAGCGCGCAGGACGUGCAUACGAAAGUGCGCAAUUUGACCCAAAAAUAUAGGGAUGAGAAAAAGAAUGUGGGUGCGUCAGGUGGCAGUCCAUCAACAUGGAAGCAUUAUAUGGCGGUACACCAAAUUAUUGGGGGAACCGCUGUUAACAAUGCGGAAGUGCACGAGUCAUUUUUAUUAGACACAAUACUUAAUGAAUCCAGCCAGUCGGUAGUAGCACCAUCUCCAUCGCCUCCGUUAGCACCGUCAACACCUUCACCAUCGUCAUCCAUGGAAGCAGCAUCGACGCCCUCGCCAGUACCACUGCUUUCAGCAUCAGCUGUGUCGCCUGGUGAUUCAUCUGCACCUGCUUCUUCUGGAAGAAAAAGAAAACGUUCGGGAGAAGUGAUCAGAAUCAUGCAGGAACACACAGAAUUGCUAAGGAGUGUUGUGCAUGAUACCAAGGUGCUAACAAAUGAGGUUGUUACUGCCAUAAGGGAGCAAAAUGACACCUCGAAAGAGUUUUUAAAUUUAAUGAAGGUUUUAAUAGAUAAGAUUUAGAAAAUAAGUGUACAUACACUCGUCGUAAUAGCUAUAAAUCCACCACACAUUGAAAAGUUUUACCCACUAACAUUUUUAUUAUUUAAUUUUUUUUUAUAAAAAUACAUGUCUAUUCUUAAGCAAAAACUGUACAAAUCCACAUUUCAAAUAGUAGAUAACUUAUGCAAAAAUGCAUCUAUAUGUUCAGCUUUUUAAUACUGUUUUUUAGAGAGAUUUGUAGUAUGCAGUUUUAUAGCCUGUCAAAUUUUAUUAAAACAAAGUGCAAGUGUGAAGUUUCUGAAAAAUUCCGCUGACUUCAGGCAAUUUUUUUGUUUUCGGUUUUGGUAAUUUUCCUUCAUAUAAAAAAAUGUCAAACAUACUUUGUAUGGAGGAAAAUACGUUACGCUGCCAGCAAAAAGAAUUGCCGAAAUUCAGCGGGAUUUUUUAGAACUUUACACUUAUACUUAAUUCUACUAAAAUUCAACGGGCCAUAAAACUGCAUAUUAAAAAUGUUUCUAAGAAACAAUAAAAAGCUCAAAACUUAGAUGUAAUUUUAUAGAAAUUUUCUACUGUUUGAAAUUUGGAAUUAUACAGUUUCUGAUUAAAAAUAGACUAUAUAGAAGAAAACUUAAAUUAAAUAAUAAAAAAUAGUUAGUAAAACUUGUGAAUGUAGGGUGGGUUACAGUUAUUAAGACGAGUGCAUGUUAAAAUUAAUAUCUUUAAAAAUAAGUGAAAUGACAAAUGAAUAGACUGAAUUUUCUUUUAAUUUUAUAGUUAUUAGAUUAAGGCGACUGAAUAUUAAAAUUAAUUUCUUUAAAAAUAAGCGAAAUGUCAAAUCAAUAGACUGAAUUUUGUUUUAAUUUUAUAGUUAUAAGAUUAAGACGAGUGAAUGUUAAAAUUAAUUUCUUUAAAAAUAAGCCAAAUGUCAGAAAUGUAUAGACUGAAUUUUGUUUUAAUUUUAUAGUUAUUAGAUUAAUAGGUUGUUAUAGUUAGUAAGUAGUGUUAAUGAAAAAAUUGACAGAAAAAGAUAGUUAAUAGUAAAAAAGUGGAUUAAUAAACGAAUGAAUGUAAUGUACAU
Messenger RNA from Rhagoletis pomonella (apple maggot), 1739 nucleotides. RefSeq lists its product as uncharacterized. The record is from RefSeq and is a predicted model, not a curated record. Gene Ontology annotation, biological process: positive regulation of DNA-templated transcription. Gene Ontology annotation, cellular component: nuclear body. NCBI's taxonomy places the organism in Eukaryota, Metazoa, Arthropoda, Insecta, Diptera, Tephritidae.